Messenger RNA from Acanthosepion pharaonis, 1140 nucleotides. The record is from the annotation of a GenBank genome assembly. NCBI's taxonomy places the organism in Eukaryota, Metazoa, Mollusca, Cephalopoda, Sepiida, Sepiidae.
AUGGUCGCUGCCUUCUUUAUAAAUACAGGUUAUUUUCUUAUUGGUUGUGCAACCAGUUCUAAAACCGGGGACCAAUACCGCAUUGAAUGGACAACAUCUCAUUGUGUAUUGAUCCUUAAACUAACUGGAGUUGUAGCAGAUUUGUAUGAUGGAAGCAAGCCUUUGGAUAAAUUGGGUGCAGACCAAAAGGAAACUGCAAUACAAAAGAAACCAACUUUGUUGCAACUAAUAGGUCACUGUUAUUUUUUUGGUGGUUUUUUAAUAGGACCUCAGUGCUCUAUUAAGAGGUAUCUAACAUUAGUGGAAGGCGGCUUUUCCAGCAAAGGCAAUGGUGUACCUGAUAGUUUGUUGGCUGGUCUCACUAAACUAGGUGUUGGUCUUGUCUACAUAGGCAACUUACUGUUACUAAAUUUCCUUGUACCAACUGAUUACCUUUUCACUAAAGAGUUUCAUGAUCUGUUGUUGCCUUUGAAAUGCCUCUAUGUGUUAGUGUGGGGACGAUUUGUAUUAACACGUUAUAUUUCCUGCUGGCAUAUAUCCGAAGGAAUUUGUAUACUAACUGGCUUGACUUACAAUGGAAUUGACAAAAAUGGCAAGAGUCAAUGGGAUUCCAGCCAAAAUAUAAAGUUGUAUGAAUUUGAAACGUCAUAUACACUUUAUAAUUUAACAAAAGCUUUCAAUGUUCAAACCAGCACUUGGAUGGUCAAGUAUUUGAUGAAACGACUGCGAUUCUUAGGAAAUAAAGAAUUAUCAAAAUUCUUCACAUUUGCAUACCUUGCUCUCUGGCAUGGUUUAUAUUCAGGCUAUUUUAAUACAUUCUUCUUGGAGUUCUUGAUGAUAGCUACAGAGACAUAUGUGAUUGAUCGACUAAAGCACAAGAAAGUGCCUCCAUUUCCUAAAGGAAAACUGAAUGGUGUUUGGUUAUGGUUCUUAUUUAGGGUUAUUUAUUGCCAAUUUUUCUGGAGUUAUGCAUUAAUAUCUUUUGAAUUGUUACAAUUCCAAAAUUACUGGGAGGUUUAUUCUUCAAUGUAUUUUAUUGGCCAUUUGUGUCAUCCAUUGGUAAUUUUAAUCACCUACUUGAUUUUUAAAAGACCACCAAGAAAAUCAGAGAAUGGAAUACAGAAAGAAAAAGAGCUGUGA